CUCUGAGAUCAAAGAAAUUUACAGUCGCAGUAGUCUUGUUCUCAAAGAAAUCCAAAAAGCAAAGCAAAACAAAACCCAAUCGGAGAGUAUGUCUGGAAUGGAAAGAUUGCAGCGGAUGUUCGCCGGAGCUGGCGGCGCGUUGGGCCACCCGCCACCGGACUCUCCAACUCUGGACUCUUCUGAGCAAGUCUACAUCUCUUCUCUUGCCCUCCUAAAGAUGCUUAAACACGGGAGGGCUGGAGUUCCUAUGGAGGUGAUGGGAUUGAUGUUAGGGGAUUUCGUCGAUGAGUAUACAGUGCGUGUAGUUGAUGUGUUUGCAAUGCCUCAGAGUGGUACUGGUGUGAGUGUUGAAGCUGUUGAUCAUGUUUUUCAAACCAAUAUGCUUGACAUGCUCAAGCAAACUGGGAGACCUGAGAUGGUUGUUGGUUGGUAUCACUCACAUCCUGGAUUUGGCUGCUGGCUUUCUGGUGUUGACAUCAAUACACAGCAGAGUUUUGAAGCACUGAAUCAACGAGCAGUGGCUGUGGUGGUGGAUCCUAUUCAGAGUGUUAAAGGGAAGGUGGUAAUUGAUGCCUUUCGCUUGAUCAAUCCCCAAACUAUGAUGCUUGGCCAAGAGCCACGUCAGACAACAUCAAAUCUGGGACAUCUGAACAAACCAUCUAUUCAAGCAUUGAUCCAUGGUUUGAACAGACACUACUACUCAAUAGCCAUAAACUACAGAAAGAAUGAACUUGAAGAGAAGAUGCUACUGAAUCUUCACAAGAAGAAAUGGACAGAUGGACUUGCACUCCAGCGUUUUGAUGCUCAUUCCAAAACCAAUGAGCAGACAGUUCAGGAGAUGUUAAAUCUUGCUGGCAAGUAUAAUAAAGCAGUGCAGCAAGAGGAUGAGUUGACCCCAGAAAAGCUAGCUAUUGCAAAUGUAGGAAGGCAAGAUGCAAAGAAGCAUCUUGAAGAACAUGUCUCUGAUUUGAUGUCUUCAAACAUUGUCCAGACAUUGGGAACCAUGCUCGACACUGUUAUCUUCUGAAGUUCAUUUAUCCCAUGUCUGCAAAAGUUGUGUUUUUAGUAGUAAAAUAGGAACAAUUCUUUUUGCUGUUUUUCUUUUAAAUGAGACCUAGUACUUCGUUUUACUCUGUCAUAGUAGCUCUUAUACUAUAUAACGUUACGUUAUUUUAAGAUGACUUUUCGGAAAUAAUAGUCUGUACCAUUUUCCUAAUUCAGUGCCUGUCUAUUUCGACACCA
Solanum lycopersicum (tomato) is the source of this 1242-nucleotide messenger RNA. RefSeq names its product 26S proteasome non-ATPase regulatory subunit 14 homolog. Gene Ontology annotation, molecular function: metallopeptidase activity; protein binding; proteasome binding. Gene Ontology annotation, biological process: proteasome-mediated ubiquitin-dependent protein catabolic process; protein deubiquitination. The record is from RefSeq and is a predicted model, not a curated record. Lineage: Eukaryota; Viridiplantae; Streptophyta; Magnoliopsida; Solanales; Solanaceae. Gene Ontology annotation, cellular component: proteasome regulatory particle, lid subcomplex.